Messenger RNA from Penicillium manginii, 642 nucleotides. RefSeq lists its product as uncharacterized. NCBI's taxonomy places the organism in Eukaryota, Fungi, Ascomycota, Eurotiomycetes, Eurotiales, Aspergillaceae. The record is from RefSeq and is a predicted model, not a curated record. The transcript has a single exon. The coding region runs from base 1 to 642 and encodes 213 amino acids.
AUGGUCUUCCGAUACACAAAGGAGAAUUUCGUCGGAAUUUAUGGCAUUGUUUGUAGCAAUGGAAAAAGAAAGUCCACCUGGAUGAAAGUGAAAUGGAAGAAUAUCAGGCCUAGCGACGAUGAAAUCUUGGUGAGGGCGUGCUCUUGGGAGCCGAAAUCCAAGCUUGUCCGCUUUUGUGGUGGUAAAAAAGCAACCGAAGAAAAGACAGACAAAGUCUGGAGAAACCAAAAGAAACGAUAUACAGAAUACCAGGAGGGGGUUACCCCGAAGUUUGAUUCUCAAGGACGCAGCAUCUAUGGACGUUCGCCGACUCCCUACCCACCUGAGAUGACGAUAGAGCAAUACCGACAAGAUCGAGAAGAAAAGCAAGGCCGAGAUGCUGCCAAAAUCAAAAUCGAAACUCCCAACGGCUUCCGGCAGCAGUCAGACAAUCUGCAGUCUGAUAAAAGUGCGAUCAAAACCAAAGAGGAAUUCAUGGAGCAGAAAAUGAAGGGGGACGAAUGGGAAAAGCUCAGCGAUCUAGAGAAAGAGAAGCGAAAAGUAGAGCUUGAAGCACUUUAUGAUGUCUAUAUGGAGACCGUGAGAAACUCUGGAGAAGGCCCUAGCCAUGCGCCAGAGGAGACUUCCAUUUCUGUCAGUUAA